GGCUGCCACCGGUCCUAGUUUGACAGUUAAAUGGAAUGCCAACGAGCAGCCUUAAUUGUGGGACUGAAAUUGUGUGUGUUGGUGGGGCGGGGGUUCAGACCCUCUGAGGUUCAGUUAUGUCCCCUAGUUUUAUGGCCGCGCUCACCGCGGUUCUCUGAAGACAGGGCAUUUAAAUCGGGCCAGACGCCUGGUCGCAGCCAGGCCUCUGCUGUUAACACUUAAGGGGCCUAGCAGAGGCCCCACUGGUGUCCUGGGAAUCCCUGUCAGUGAGUGAGUGUGAGUGAGUGUGUGUGUGCGUGUGCGUGCAGGGGAAGACGUGUGUUCCUGCAGCUUGGGCCGACACAGCACAGCUAGCAGCAGUUUUUUAAGAAAUAUAUUCUCAUGAAAGUGAUAAAGAUUUUGGCUUUACGAAAAGUGAAUUGAAAAACAGCAUUUGGCAGAUUACCUUCUCCCUUUCUUUCUGGUGCCUUUUCAUUCCCGGUUUACCGUUUUAAUUUGCAGAGUUCGGGGAACCUUUUCAUACUCUCCCUUAGAUGCUUUGCUUGCAUAUACGUGCUUAUGUGUUAAAACUUUCGUUCAGUGGUAAAUAUACUGGCUCCUCUGGUGUCCCUCCCAGAUCCCUUGAUAGGUAUUAUGAAAACCUCAUUCACCGUGUGAUAUGUCAGAAUAGCAUUUUCAUGUGUCUCAUAAAACAACACGACUUCACAAACACGACCAGUUGUCCAGGACUGGAUUUUUGCUUUCUUUGGGUGUGGAAAGAUAACCACCUCGUUUGCUCUGAUAAAUCUUGAUAAAUAGCUUUAUCCGUUCUGGCAGACCUAAAAGAAUAAGGUGUGAGUCAUCAUUCACUUUCUCAUUGGAUAGGCUUGCUAACUUUAAUUUCACCAAGAAAGCACAAGGAUCUCAACUCAGCUGUCGGUUUGAACGUGUUGGUGUCACAGUUCAACACGGAGGAAAGGUGGUGAGCUCUUCCCUGAGUGCAAACACGGCUUAUGCUUCGGGAACUCAUAAUUAUGUUCAGACAUCUGCAUAAUUUAAUUUGGAAAAUCAUCUGUACCCAUAAAUGCUGUUGCCCUCAGAGCAGUAAGAAUUUAGUUACCCGCCCCUGUUCCAGUCCGAAAGUGGUUAGCGGGGAGGGGUUCUGUGGCUCUUGAUAUUCGUUAGGCUGUCUGCUCUCAUUAUAAUUCGUAUUAGAAGAAAUAUUAACCCACAUGAAAUAAUUCCUAUUGGAAGUGUAAGGUUUGCAUGGGGCGUGAUUUUUAGUCAUUGGUUCCUUUUUACAUCUCUGUCCUGAAGCAGUUAGGCCUGUGUCCCAGUCCCAUAUUCUGUAUUUCAGAAUCAUCACCUUGGGAAGAAGGAAGAUCCACCCCACUGGGUCAGAAAAGUCAUACAAGUUUCCGUGUGGAACAAAUAAUGAUUGUCCUUUCAGCAUCCCCUUAUCAUUUAUGAAUGCCUAGGGAUAAGUGUAAACAUUUUAAAAGUUCGGUUUGCCGGUAAAACUAAACCACAGGGGUGAGGGGCAGAAGUGUCUUAGCCUGUGUAUAUGGCUUUAGAAGUUAUUUUGACAGUGGCCGCUAAAAGAGUCCCCCUGUAGGUUCCACAGGGUAAAUUACUUGCAAGGGGAACGUGCUUUACCCCAGGUUGAAUUUUCAUUUCUACAGAUGUCAUUUAGAGUGAGUUGCUUUUGUCAGAAACAGCCCUGUUUAAAAAGAACUAAAACUAAGUACCCCAGGUAAGAUAUAAUCUCAGUGCUGAGCCACCCAUGUUUUUUCCUUUGUAUAUCUAAGAUCAAGAUUUAGAGAGCCUGUAAUCUUUUUUUAAUUAUCUUACUCCGAAUAUCUUCCUGCAGAUUUUUAAAAUUACCUGUUUUUUUUUUAUGACUUAUCUGAGAGAUGUUAAAAAAUAACUCGGUUCGGUGCAGAAGAGACAUCUGGAAAGUUUUGUAAGUUUUUUUUUUUUUUCUUUUAAAUUGGUUUCCACCUGAAAACGUUAUUUCCUCUUACCUUGUCAUUCUUUGAAGCUCUUUUUCUUAAUUCUGGGAAUGCUAGGUGUCCAGGGCAGCUCACUUUCGCUGCAUGGACACAUGUCUACUUUAUCCCGGAAAGAGUGGACAGAACAAAGAGCUGUCGGAUCUGGGGCCCUUCCCAAACUUCGUGUAGUUGAAGCGGGCCAGAGGGCUCUCGCCAAUCUCCUCCGUGCUCUGGUUCAUUUUUAUAAACCAGCCUAACACAUCAUAGAAGUUUGCCUUGAGGGAUGAUAAUUUCACUCACCUAAUGUGGAGGGAACUGGUUGUCUCAGUUCAGGAAACGCUUUAAUUCAGACUACUAACUUUUUCUUGUAUAUGGUUGUAUUUGCCUGUUUUGUCCUACAUAUUACUGUAUGAUCUUUCCACACACUCAAACAAACAUCACAAUUAUCUUCCAGCCCUCCACCAGCUUCCAGAAGCCUUGUCCCAGUUCUGUACCCUCUGACUGUUCUUUGCGAAGUCGAGCUGGAUGGCUAGCUGCCCCCGUGAAAACGUGUGCUCCCUUAGGGCAGAUGCUGAGCUCCUCGUCUUUGUGUCCCGAGGCCCCUACAAUUACCAGUACAUAGUGGAUGCUUUAAAAACAAAUAAAAACUCAGCGACAACAAAAGCCGCCUCGGGUCCAGUGCCACCUGCUGCCUCCCCUGCAAGGCCCUCGUGGCCUUUCUCCUCUCUUCUUCCCCGUUGUCCUUGUUGCCCAUCUCACAAAUGGGGCUACUAUGUUCAGAAUCCUAGCUGUACCUCUGUGGAUUUGCAAAUGGAAGGAAGACUUAAAAAUUGAAAGAAGUCGCAGAAAAACGAGAGGACAGGAGCCUUCCUUAGGGUGUGGCCUCAGAGUUGCCUCGUGGUCGCAAAAUGGCCUCUCCAGUCCAGCCAUCAUAUUCUCGUUCCAAGAAGGAAGAAGGAGGACAAGUAAAGAAGUCUCUGCUGAGUCAGCUCCCAUUUACAAGGAGCUUUCUGUAAAGCUCCGCCUAGCAACUUCCACGUGCUUACCACUGGCCAAUGCUUAGUCACCUGGCCACCCACAGAGUCUCAGAAAGGAAGAUCCGGCAAAAGGCUUUUGGGCUAUCGGCUGCACCCUGAACUGUAGCUGCCAGGGGUUCACACCCGGGAAGAUCCACCACCGCCGGUGUGAGCAGUGCAGACACGGAUGGGUGGCCCACGCUCUGAGCAAGCUGAGGGUCCCCCCUGUGUACCCUACAAGCCAGGUGGAGAUUGUCCAGUCCAAUGUGGUGUUCGAUAUCAGCAGCCUCAUGCUCUACGGGACCCAGGCCAUCCCUGUGCGCCUGAAAAUCCUACUGGACCGGCUCUUCAGCGUGCUGAAACAAGACGAGGUGCUCCAGAUCCUGCACGCCUUGGACUGGACCCUCCAGGAUUAUAUCCGGGGAUACGUGCUGCAGGACGCGUCAGGAAAGGUGCUGGAUCGCUGGAACAUCAUGACCGGCGAGGAAGAGCUGGCCGCCCUGCAGCAGUUCCUUCGAUUUGGGGAGACCAAGGCCAUUGUGGAGCUCAUGGCCAUCCAGGAGAAGGAGGAGCAGUCCAUCGUCAUGCCGCCGGCCGCGGCGAACGUGGACAUCAGGGCGUUCAUCGAGAGCUGCAGCCACAGGAGCACCGGCCUCCCCGCCCCCGCGGACAGGGGGACCCCCAGCAGCCUGCACCCCUUUGAGAACAUCGUAAACAACAUGACAUUCAUGCUGCCCUUCCAGUUCUUCAACCCUGUGCCCCCCACGCUGAUAGGGUCGCUGCCCGAGCAGUAUGUGCUGGAGCCGGGUCAGGACCAGAGUCAGGAGCCCAAGCAGGAGACGCAUGGACCCUUCCCCGGCGGCGGUGGCGGCGGCUUCUUGACCUCCGCUCCUGCCUCAUUUCAGGUCGAGAAAGAGCCGUGUCUCAACUGCCCGGACACGGUUCCCAAAAAGGAAGACGGCGCCCAUUUAAGCGACUUGGGUUCCUACCACCUUGUCCCGAAGCUUGAAAGGACCCAGUUGUCCCCCGAGGCCAAAGGGAAGCCGGAGAGGCACAGCCUGGGUGCGAAGAAGGGCCGCGUGUUCUGCACAGCUUGCGAGAAGACCUUCUACGACAAAGGCACGCUCAAGAUCCACUACAACGCCGUGCACCUGAAGAUCAAGCACAAGUGCACCAUCGAGGGCUGCAACAUGGUCUUCAGCUCCCUGCGGAGCCGGAACCGCCACAGCGCCAACCCCAACCCCCGGCUGCACAUGCCCAUGAACAGGAACAACAGGGACCGGGACCUGAGGACCAGCCUGCACCUGGCCGCCUCGGACAGCUACGAGCGCGUGGGCUUCCCCGCGACGUCCCCGGACCGCAGGCCCCCGCCCUGCUACGCGGCCUCCGGGGAGGACCCCAGGGGCCAGCCGGCUUUCCCGAGCCUGGGCCCGGACGGGGUGCUCUUCCCCAACCUGAAGACGGUCCAGCCGGUCCUGCCCUUCUACCGCAGCCCGGCCACCCCGGCCGAGCUGGCCAACACCCCCGGCGUGCUGCCCUCCCUCCCGCUCCUGUCCUCUUCCAUCCCGGAGCCGCUGGCGCCGCGCGAAGGCCCGCUGGACGCCCUGCCGGACGCCCUGCCCAAGAAGAAAUCCCGCAAGUCCAGCAUGCCCAUCAAAAUAGAGAAGGAGGCCGUGGGGGCGGCUAACGACAAGCGGCUGGCUCUCAGCUCCGAUGAAGACGCGCCCCUGCGGGUGGCCAGCGAGGAGGAGCCCGAGGCCGGCAGCCUCCGGGCGUCGGAGAGAGCACCUGAGGAGCCGUGCGCACCCUCUGGGGGCUUGGGGGGGCCCCUCCCGGGAGGAGAGAGGGUCUGCCAUGGGGACUCAGGGCUGGAGUCCGGCGGGGCUAUCCGCAGGAGCCCCGAGUGGGCCGCACGGCCGCCAGAGAGGGAGGCGGAACAGAAGCCAGCCCUGUCCGCCGUGCCAAGGGAGCCGCAGGACAGUGGCCGUGAACCUCACCUCGCAGCCGGGACCGAGCCCUGCGUCCCCUUCCCUGACUACAUCAGACUGCAGCAGCGCCUGCUGGCCGGCGGGCUCCUCGGCGCCCUGUCUGGCCGAGGAGUGGCUUUUCCUUGUUUCGAAGACGCCAAGGAGCCGGAGCCCACGGGUGCGCGUGUGUCCGGGCGGCAGAAGGAAGAAGCUCGCUUCCAGUGUGACGUGUGCAAGAAGGCCUUCAAAAACGCGUGUGGCGUGAAAAUGCACCACAAGAACAUGCACGCCAGAGGGACGCACAUGUGCACCGUGGAGGGCUGCGAAGCCAUGUUCCCCUCGCGCAGGAGCAGAGACAGACACAGUUCAAACCUAAACCUCCACCAAAAAGUGUUGACCCAGGACGCACUGGGGAGCCCUGACGACCAUUUCCGCGCGGCUUACCUUCUGAAGGACGUGGCGAAGGAGACCUUCCAGGACGUGGCUUUCGCGCAGCAAGCUUCCCAGACAUCUGUCAUCUUCAAGGGAGCGAGUCGGGUGGGCAGCCUGGUCUACCCGAUCGCCCAGGUCCCCAGCGCCGGCCUGGAGAGCUACAACUCCGGUCCGCCGAGCGACGGCACCGUCUUGGAUUUGAGCACUACCUCGAGCAUGAAGUCGGAGAGCAGCAGCCAUUGCUCUUGGGACUCCGACGGGGCCAGCGAGGAAGGCACUGUGCUCAUGGAGGACAGCGAUGGGACCUGUGACGGGCCGAGCCUUGUCCCCGGGGACGACGAGUACCCCAUCUGCGUCCUGAUGGAGAAGGCCGACCAGAGCCUCGCCAGCCUGCCUUCUGGGCUGCCCAUCACGUGUCACCUCUGCCAAAAGACGUACAGUAAUAAAGGGACCUUCAGGGCUCACUACAAGACUGUGCACCUCCGUCAGCUCCACAAAUGCAAGGUUCCGGGCUGCAACACCAUGUUCUCCUCUGUCCGCAGCCGCAACAGGCACAGCCAGAACCCCAACCUGCAUAAAAGCCUGGCCUCGUCCCCGAGUCACCUCCAGUAACAGGAUGGUGGCCGAGAGGGCGAGGGGAGCUGUUGGCCCUCAUUCAGGAACAAGGUGGUCCAGAGAAAGGUCUCUCAUUUCGUUGAAUACCAUUUGAGGCGAGCCGGGCAGAAGGCCUUAGAGCUGACUUUCUUGUAGGAAGUCUGCUGGGGGGCGGGGGGCAGCCCUUCCUGUUAUUUUUCACAGCCCCAGGGGCUUGUCCCUGACAUAACAAACACUGGCAGAAACACGGCUUUUCCCCACAUUUGUUUACACGUUCCCGGGGAGAGCGGCAGGUCUGUGAACCGACAAGGGGGCCCAGAACCUUGGGGGAGCUCGAAGUGAAAUAUCAGCUGAGUGUCCCGGGGAAGCAGGUAGCCGCCACCGGUCAGGAGCCAGGCUCCAAGAUGACAUGGUUGGUUUUUUUUUGUUUUUUUUUUUGUUUUUUUUUUUCAGUUCCUGCUUUUACUGAGUCUGAAAUCCAGACUUAGGGGUGGCGAAGUGGCUUUUUGAGACUCUGCCUCCGUUGGGAGAGGAGGGUUGCUUUUGUUUUUGUGUUUUCCCCUUCAGGGGUCUCAUGGACCUCCAGGGAGUCCCCAGAGGAAGGAGGUGGGUUUCCAGCACACAGGAACAAGGAGGUGACAAGGAUGUCUGUGCUCGCUGUCUAGCAAGCGUUCAGGAAGCUGAGCGGGGGGGGGGGGGGGGGCAGAUUUAAUGCACUUAAACAUAGUGGUCCUCAAUUUAAUUUAAAAUAAUUUUGGUAAUAUUUAAUUUUUGUUUGUUACGUGAGUCAUUGGGGUGAGUGCAGACGUGUCACAGCGUGACCUCUGGGUCUCUGCUCGAGGGCAGAGCGAGGCUGCCCGAUUCCAUUCAGUGAACCUGGCCACUUCAGUCCCCCGUGGAGGGCGUGCAGGACCGUCUGUAAAUACUCGGCCAAAGCGUUUAGAGAAUGUGGUUCUGAUCUUGAGAAUCGCUGGGUCCCUCAGCCCUCAUCCUUUUAUAAAUGUGUAAGGUUAGGAGGAACUCUCCAGUGUACACGGUAGAGGAGAAGUAGCAUGUGACUGCUAUACUGUACGUCUUAAUAUUUAACUUAUUCUGAAAUCUACUCCACACGUUACACACAUCUGCUGUUGUGAAAGGGAGAUUCCGUGGGUCCGGUAAAAAGACCGUCCCUCGAAAUUCGGCAUCUGCUGUACCCGGAAAGCCUGUGGCAGGGAGAGAGAAACUGACGUCGCGUUGAGGCUGAAGGCAACCCGUCUUUUAUAAACUUGACAGUGGCUUUAAGUCAUGAAAGACACCCUCUCCGAGAACUGGGGGGCCGUGAGAGAGAUCCUUCCUCCGGCCCAAUGGUGAGGAAAGCCGACAGCCCAUUAUGGAUCGUUUCAGCGUUUUUUACAAAUAAAUGUGACGACACUUGGUCUCUGUAUGUUUCCACUGUUCCUUACUCAGUUCAUUCCUCCAGUUUCCCCCAAGCGGAACAGUUUGUAUACAAAUGAGUUUUCUAUGAUUUAAUAAAAAUGUAUGCCACACGUUUUUGUUCAAAAA
Molecule: messenger RNA, 7521 nt
Organism: Mustela lutreola (European mink)
Lineage: Eukaryota; Metazoa; Chordata; Mammalia; Carnivora; Mustelidae
Gene: BNC1
Product: basonuclin zinc finger protein 1
Exons: 8
Coding region: 3277-5997 (906 amino acids)
Biological process (GO): regulation of transcription by RNA polymerase I
Cellular component (GO): nucleus
Source: RefSeq, a predicted model, not a curated record